CUCGCCAUGGCCCCGAAGAGCUCGAACGCGACUUACGAGUACGCCCCGGAGCAGACCGCAGCCACCACUGCGAAGGCGGCAGACGCGGGGAAGAACCGCGACUACGUGUCGCUCUACACGGAACACAUCCACAUCGAGCUCCUUGACGUCAACAAGAAGAAAGCGAACGGGGUCCGCGUCACCAUCGCCGACGGCGCGAGCUUGCGCUUCCGCGAGGAGCGCAAGACCCACGGCCUCACCGCGCUGUGGAAGGACGCCGUCGCCGUCCACGACUUGGACGAGGCCCCCGCUGGCGUCCCGAUCGCGCAGUGUGGCUUCACCAGGGCGCUCAGCAAGGGCAACCCGAAUCCGAGCUGGGCCCACGUCCACGUGGCAUUCGGCCAGUCCGCCCGCGCCACAGCCAACGCGCAGAAGCACGUGCUGCAGACCACCGCAGACCUACUCCAGCACAGCUACAUCGAAGCCGAUUUCGUCGUGCCGCCGACGUGGAAACACAACGGUUUCACAGUCUCCAGCGUCUGCAACCAGAACCGUGUCCAGCUCACUCGGUCCUUCAAGAUGCUCGACGGCACCGACCGCACGGUCAAGGAGUUGCACAACUUCUGCGUCGUCGUCGCCAAGAACAUCCCCGAGAAGAUCCUCGCGCCGCUGCGCAGCCUGCAGAAGAAGUACCCGCAGUUCAUCACGUGGACCACGUGUGACCCGAACACGGCCACGGUGGACACCGUCCCUUCUGCCCUGACCGCCAAGGCGCCGGCCGCCCCCACGUCCGUCAAGAAGCGCCAGGCGGCGGCCGCCGUCGGCGGUGCCGUCACGAAGAAGCCCGCCAAGAGGGCGAAGAACUGA
Molecule: messenger RNA, 846 nt
Organism: Prorocentrum cordatum
Lineage: Eukaryota; Dinophyceae; Prorocentrales; Prorocentraceae
Source: the annotation of a GenBank genome assembly